Molecule: messenger RNA, 1708 nt
Organism: Chenopodium quinoa (quinoa)
Lineage: Eukaryota; Viridiplantae; Streptophyta; Magnoliopsida; Caryophyllales; Amaranthaceae
Product: transcription factor MYB41-like
Exons: 3
Coding region: 187-1380 (397 amino acids)
Source: RefSeq, a predicted model, not a curated record
ACGUAUAUAUAUACCACCUUAUGCAUGUAUAACCUGCAGUCAUAACUUUAAGCUUUAAGAUAAAUAUUCAAAAGACAAGAACUAAACAAUAUUAUUACACUUGAGAAAAUUGAAAUUAUUAUCUAGGGUUUAUCUGUUUCUACGGGAGUACGUAAAUAGUAAGAAGAAGGUCGAAAAUCGAAAGAUAUGGGAAGAGCACCGUGUUGUAAUAGAGAUGGACUUAAGAAAGGUCCAUGGUUACUGGAGGAAGAUCAGAAGCUCAUUGAUUAUAUACAGAAAAAUGGUCCGGGAAAUUGGAGAACCCUUCCUAAGAAAGCUGGUCUUGAGAGAUGUGGAAAGAGUUGUCGACUUCGAUGGACCAACUACCUUCGACCAGAUAUCAAGAGAGGAAGAUUUUCAUUUGAAGAAGAGGAAGCCAUUAUUCAGCUCCACAGUGUGUUAGGCAACAAGUGGUCAGCAAUUGCCGCUAAAUUGCCAGGAAGGACAGAUAAUGAGAUAAAGAAUUAUUGGAACACCCACAUCAGGAAGAGGAUGCUUAGGAUGGGCAUCGAUCCCGUGACCCACACACGUCGAUUAGACUACUUAGACCUUCCUUCCCUCUUGGGCAACCACCCCUCUAUCCUUCAGAACUCCUCUGAUCAACUGAACUUGUUGAAGCUACUUGGUUUGCAAAGCCUAGUCAACCCCAACAAUCUCCUGACCCUUGCUUCUCUUCUCUCAAACAACCAAAACCAACCACAAAACGUAAACCUAAACAUUCUUCUACAAAAUCUUCAACCACAUCAAUUUUCCAACCCUUCUGAUCAAUUAUUAUCUCAAAACCAAUUUAUAAACAACAGUCAAGUUCAGAACACUAUACCUACUUGCUCCCCUAUGAUCACACCAUCAAACACUACAGUUUUCGACGAAACCAACACGAUGAAGACAAGCUUAAACCAUCAGCAGCAAUACCCAACAAAUUACUCGAGCUCGAAUGAGCAACUCUUUGCCGCCGCUGCGCAAACUAGUCCAUUGCUAAAUGAUCAGUGGCAACAAAACAGUAAUUCUGCAGGCUUCAGUUCAGAAGCUGCAGUAAAUAUUCAAGACAGUGGUAAUUAUCAAGCAUUAAUGGACUCAUUGCUAGACACCUUGGGCUUAAACUCGGCUAAUAAUAACACGAGCAACAAUCAUGAGGGUUUGAAGAUGCCUUCGUUGUUAUCCACGCCUAGCUCGAGCCAACAGACAACACCGCCUUUGAGUACUUCUAACUCGGCGUAUCAGCCCAACAGCAGCAGUACUACUACUACUAGCAGUGAAGAUGAGAUUGAUAGUUAUUGUGAGAAUUUGAUGAAUUUUGAUGUUUCUUUUGAUAUCUUUGAUAAUAAUGUUUUGUGUUUGUAGUAGCUAGUUUAGGAGAUCAUGUCAGUUUUGCUUGAUGUUUAUUUAUUUAUUUAUUUAUUGUUUUUCGGUACAUUUUGUAAACAGAUAAAUUUUCUUUCUUCAUUGUUUCAUUAUAUUGAAUGAGUUUUAGUUAGUGUUGAGAUUUUUUUUAUUUUAUUUUUUAUUUUUAAUAGAACAAAAGAAAAAGAAAAAGAAAUCCAAUGCACAUUUAAUUCAUAUACUCGCAAAGAGGUAGAUGGGUCAUGCAUGUUUUUAACUUGUAAUGUAGUGCAUGUUAAAUCACUUUCACAUAUGUAAAAAAUCGAUCUAUCAUCAAUUUUUAUUUCUA